AUGGCUCCCCUCACUAUCGGCGGUCUCGAGAUCCCCUGGGUUGACACUGUUCGGCCUGAGAACACGACCUGCAUGGCACCGUACCAAAAGCAAUCUCGGAAGACUGGUGUACUGCCCAAAGGGUGGAAGAUGGCGGAUAACAAGCGAGCUCUCCCUUGCGAGGUUGUUUUUGACCAAAAUAUGGCUAUUUCGCUCCGCGAUGGAAUUUACUGUGACAUAAUACGCCCGAACAUUAAGGAAAAGGUUCCUGCCAUCAUUUCUCUGAGUCCGUAUGGAAAGUCAGGGCAUGGAUUCUAUAUUUACGACAAUUGUCCUUUUCGACUCGGCAUCUCGGAAGAAGCAACAUCUGGGCUGGAGAAGUUCGAAGGUGUCGAUCCUGCGGAAUGGGGCCCCCGAGGGUACGCUGUGGUAAAUGUUGAUGUCCGCGGAUCGUGGGAAUCCGAGGGAGAUCUUUACAUCGAGGGCACUCAGCCAGGCGUCGAUGGGUACGAUAUUUGUGAGUUCAUCGCUGCCUUGGACUGGUGCACUGGAGGCGUAACCAUGGCAGGCAACUCGUGGCUUGCUACGACUCAGUGGAGCACUGCGAUUCAAAAGCCGCCGUCUCUUAAGUGCAUUGCUCCCUGGGAGGGUUUCACUGAUAAGUACCGCGAUGUUGUCUGUCGAGGUGGAAUACCGAAGCGAGACUUUGUCUCAUUCAUCUUCAACCAGACUAUCCGAGGUCGGCAAAGGCGAGAGGACCUAGCCAAGGCACUAGACGACUGGCCUCUCAUGAACGCCUUCUGGGAGGAUAAGGCCCUCGACACAAGCAUGAUAGAGAUUCCCAUUUACGCACUCGGAAGUUACUGCUCUGGAAUCCACGUACCUGGCAGCAUUCGCGGUUUCAACUCGGCUACAUCGAAAGACAAGUGGCUUCGCAUCCAUUCGACGCAGGAGUGGUUCGAUCUCUACAGCAAAGAAGCAUCCGGCGACCUCCAAAAGUUCUUCGAUCGCUAUUUAAAGGGCGUGGAUAAUGGCUGGGAAAAGACACCCCGUGUCCGAGUGUCAAUCUUGACAUUCGCAAGGCGCAAGAAACCGAUGGUGAAUUUGCCUUUCACAGAAUACCCGCCGAAGACCACAGACUACAGAAAGCUCUAUCUCACACAAUCCAACACUCUGGCCAAGUCACCUUCCGGGUCGGGGUUGCUAUCGUACCAGUCGGACAACAUCAACGCAGCGCCGCUUGAGCUUUUGCACGUCUUUGACAUGCCAACGACGGUGAUGGGCUAUGCCAAAGCCAAACUCUGGGUCUCAUGCCAGGACACUGACGACCUGGAUAUUUUUCUCUCUCUGAGGAAGGUCGACGUGAACGGAAAGCUUCUGGAGCACAUAAAUGUUCCCUGGGAAGCUCUCCCUGCCAACGUUCACACGCAGGAAGACGUUCCAAACUCCAACACUAUCAAGUAUCUGGGUCCAACUGGCGUUCUCCGAGCUUCCCAUCGAGAGCAGGACCCCGUUCACUCCACCGACAUUAUUCCUUUUCAUCCCCAUACUAAGGAGCAAAAGGUCGCUGAGGGAGCAAUUGUCCCCGUUGAAAUUGGGAUUUGGCCUACCGGUAUUCACUUUGCAGCCGGUGAGGCUCUCGUUUUGAGAAUCCAGGGUCACUUGGAUCAGAUGGUUGAGUUCAUCGACCACAUCGACAGCAAGCCGGAGAACCUCAACAAGGGCGAUCACAUAGUCCAUGUUGGUGGGAACUACGACUCGCACUUAGUUGUUCCUAUUGUACACGUAUCUUGA
Molecule: messenger RNA, 1773 nt
Organism: Colletotrichum karsti
Lineage: Eukaryota; Fungi; Ascomycota; Sordariomycetes; Glomerellales; Glomerellaceae
Exons: 7
Coding region: 1-1773 (590 amino acids)
Molecular function (GO): dipeptidyl-peptidase activity
Source: RefSeq, a predicted model, not a curated record